AUGCUUGGUACCACGAGGUGUAGACGCCUUCCUCUGUUGCUGCAUUUACAGCAGCGUAUGAGGUUAAAUACGCUUUCUAUCCGUGAUGAUCGAUUAAAUCUAUGGAAGAAGGAGAUGGAUCGUCAAAAGGAGGCACGGAAUCAGGCAAUAGACCAAGCGCUGACAUGCGCAGAGCCACUGGAACUAACAGUGCAAUAUCCAGGGAAGACAUCGCCUGGCGUCUUUACCUUUCGAGGUGUAGCAGGUGCAUCCACGUCAAUUGAUAUAUUGAAAAAAAUGCAUGAGAUAGGAUUGCCAAAGUUUCAAGCGUUGGCUGUCAAGAGUGAAGACAAAUUACUUGACCUGUGUAUGCCGCUGGAACGCUCUGGUUCGCUGCAAUUGCUUGAUUUUUCAAGUGAAGAAGGUCAAAGCGUGUUCUGGCACUCGUCGGCGCACGUUUUAGGACAGGCUUUGGAAGACAAAUAUCAGGACAACAUUCGACUGACGGACGGCCCGACGUUGAGUGAGGGAGGCUUUUUCUACGAGAUGUUUCUACAAGACGGACUGACAGUAUCCGAGACAGACUUUGACGAGCUUGCGCGCAAUAUCAAGACGAUUGUCAAGGCCAGACAGCCGUUUGAACGACUGCAGGUGACGCGCGAGUUUGCACAUGAGCUGUUUGCCUACUCAGACUUCAAAAGGGUUAUGCUGAAUAAGAUUGUCGAGGGAGAGACGAUUUCUCUUUACCGCUGCGGCCCGUUUAUUGAUUUGUGCCGUGGUCCCCACGUCGCUCACACUGGUAUGCUGUCAUCUUUCGCGAUCACGCGAUGUGGUGCAUCACACUGGGAAGGAAAAGAGUUGUUGCAGCGCGUGUAUGCUGUGUCGUUCCCAAAUCAUACGCUACUUAAGGAGUGGCGCCAUUUGCAAGAAGAAGCAAACAAGCGUGAUCAUCGCCUCAUCGGUCGUGCCCAACAGCUCUUUAUGUUUCACCCGCUAAGUCCAGGAUCGCCAUUUCUCCUGCCUCAUGGCACUCGAGUAUUUAACACGCUUGCCGAGUUUAUUCGUGGGGAGUAUCGCCGUCGUGGAUAUGGCGAAGUAAUCACACCCUUAAUUUUCAAGAAAGAGCUAUGGGAAACGUCGGGUCAUCUCAAGAACUAUCAAGAUGAUAUGUAUAUGGUUUCGCAAGGCAUUGUCACAGAUAUUGACAAAAAGAAGUACUCAUACCGAGAUUUACCUGUUCGCCUUGCCGACUUCUCUGCGCUUCACCGUAACGAGGCUUCUGGUGCACUUACGGGACUCACUCGCGUUCGCCGAUUUCACCAGGACGAUGCACACAUUUUCUGCACAGCAGCUCAGGUACAGUCGGAGAUCUCUCAAGCUCUCGAUUUCGUCAGGCACGUGUAUGGCAUUUUCGAUUUUAAGCUCAACCUGCGUCUCUCGACGCGUCCAACGAAGUACAUGGGCGAUCUCGAGCUCUGGGAUGACGCAGAAGAUCAGUUGCGUUUAGCUUUGGACGACUUUGGUCAACCGUGGAGUGUCAACGAAGGCGAUGGUGCAUUUUACGGCCCAAAGAUUGACAUUGUAGUGACGGAUGCUUUGAAGCGUCAGCACCAGUGCGGUACGAUCCAGCUGGAUUUCCAGCUGCCUAUAAAUUUUAAGCUCGCGUACAACGGUGCUGAUGGCGAGGUUCAUACUCCCAUUCUUAUUCACCGUGCCGUGCUAGGGUCAAUUGAGCGGAUGAUGGCAAUUCUGAUCGAGCACACUGGUGGCAAGUGGCCGCUGUGGCUCAGUCCUAGGCAGAUGGCUGUGUUACCAAUUGCCGAAGUUCAUCGUGAGUAUGCUCGUGAGGUGGCAAGCAAGUUGCAGACGGCCACUCCACGUGGCUUGUUCGUAGAUGUACAAGACGGCAGCAAGACGCUUAACAAGCGUGUGCGUGAAGCGCAGGUUGCAGGCUACAAUUACAUUCUCGUUGUCGGCGACAAGGAGCAAGCUGCACAGGAGGUUAAUAUUCGCACGUGCGACAAUCAAGUACACGGUGCUAAGCCCCUCGCAAUGUUUAUCGAUGAUAUUAAGGCCGCUAUCGAUCGCCUGGAGUAG
Peronospora belbahrii is the source of this 2076-nucleotide messenger RNA. NCBI's taxonomy places the organism in Eukaryota, Oomycota, Peronosporomycetes, Peronosporales, Peronosporaceae. The record is from the annotation of a GenBank genome assembly.